GCGGCGCAUGCGCGGGUGGCUGGGUUGUGUGCUGGGCCAGCGCGGAGCCGAAGCAACCGUGGUGAAGCGCCUGGGUUCGGUGGAACCCGCCUUGUUGGCUCCUUGCUUAGUAGCCGUCGCCUCAGCCGCCACCGGAGAGCGGCCGUCUAUUGUCUUUCUCCGCGGCGAAGGUGCGGAGCUGCUCCGGCUCGGCCCGCGGGGGAGCCCCGGGAGCCGCACGGUUUGCUUGGUGUCAGUGAAAGACAGUCUACGGAAUACCUUCUCUGGGUCACCACUGUACUAAACUGCACAAACGGCAUCUCACUUGACCUACAGCAGGCUUUCUGAGUGUCCUGGGUCAUGAAACUUAAUCCACAACAAGCUCCAUUAUAUGGUGAUUGUGUUGUUACAGUACUGCUUGCUGAAGAGGACAAAGUUGAAGAUGAUGUAGUUUUUUACUUGGUGUUUUCGGGUUCUACCCUCCAUCACUGUACCAGUACCCGGAAGAUCAGUUCUGAUACUUUGGAGACCAUCACUCCUGGUCAUGACUGCUGUGAGACAGUGAAGGUGCUGCUCUGUGCUUCCAAAGAGGGCCUUCCUGUGUUUGUGGUGGCUGAAGAAGACUUCCAUUUUGUCCAGGAUGAGGCAUAUGAUGCAGCUCAAUUUCUGGCAACCAGUGCUGGAAAUCAGCAAGCUCUGAACUUCACUCGUUUUCUUGACCGGUCAGGACCUCCAUCUGGGGAUGUGAAUUCCCUUGAUGAGAAGGUUGCACUGGCAUUCAGACACCUGAAGCUGCCAGCAGAGUGGAAUGUUUUGGGGACAGAUCAGACUUUGCAUGAUGGUGGCCCCCGGGAGACAUUGAUGCAUUUUGCUGUGCGACUGGGACUGCUGCGAUUGACUUGGUUCCUGUUGCAGAAGCCGGGUGGCCGCGGAGCUCUCAGCAUCCACAACCAGGAAGGGGCAACACCUGUGAGCUUGGCCUUGGAGCGAGGUUAUCACCAGCUGCACCAGCUUCUAACUGAGGAGAAUGCUAGAGAGCCAGACUCCUGGAGCAGUUUAUCCUAUGAAAUCCCUUAUGGAGACUGUUCUGUGAGGCAUCAUCGAGAGUUGGACAUCUAUACAUUGACCUCUGAGUCUGAAUCACAUCAUGAACCCCCAUUUCCUGGAGACAGUUGCACUGGACAUAUUUUUAAACUUAUGAACAUCCAACAGCAACUAAUGAAAACAAACCUCAAGCAGAUGGACAAUCUUAUACCUUUAAUGAUGACAACACAGGAUCCUCCCAAUCUGCCCAGUGCCACAGAGACAGAUGGCCAGUUCCUUUUCUGUGCACCAGAGUCCUCAGAUAGCCAGCAGCUUUCUUCUCUUCCUGAAGAGACUGUGAGCACUGUGUGCUGCCAGGGAAGCCCUGUUGGACAGAUUGAGAAUUCCUGUGAUUUGUCAGGCGUAGUUGAGAAAGAGAAGAAAGACCAUUCUUAUAGGAAGAAAAAUAAAGGCGUGGCAAGAAAAGGGGAAGAGGUGGAGCCAGCACCUAUUGUGGACUCUGGAACUGUGUCUGAUCAAGACAGCUGCAUUCAGAGCAUGCCUGACUGUAGAAUAAAGGACACAGAAGGACUUAUAUCCUGUGGAAACAGAAAUGAAGAAACUGGAACAAAGUCUUGUAGAAUGGGCACAGACCAGAAGUUGUUGAGCAUUGGAGGCAGUGUGCUGCAGGGAGAUAUAGUCACAGAGUUAGGCACAGCCCAGCAUUCCUCUGGAGGUGAACUAACAGACAGUUCAACAGCACUCAGCAGCGCCUCACAGAGUGCAGGGCAAGUGGAACAUAGCCUGGUGAACAUAGCUGCUGCCAUCCAGAACAGUAUGCUUCAAGCAGGGGAAAGUACAAGGGAAAGACUUAAGAAGUCAAAUAUCAGCACAGCUGGAUCCUGUGAUGUACCAGUCAUAAGUGAGCCUGUGGAUAAGGUCAGUGUUCCAAACUGUGUCUUUGCCACAAAUGCCGUGGGAGGUAACAGACCUGCUGAGUCUCCACUUGGAUUUAGUCUUGGAGAAACCCCCAUUGAAAAAACAGAAACUGAAACUUCUGGAAGUUGUGAGGAAAGUGCUGAUGCUCUAGAUCAGAAUUCUCUGAUAAUUCCAGCUGCUCCAAAAACCAGGAUUUCAGAUGAAUUAGAGCCUGACACUCCCUUAGCAGGCGGAUGUGAAGCAGUGUCACCCUUGGAUUUAACCUUUUCUGGGAUAGAAAAAGAUGUGAUGCCAAACCAGAAAUCAGAAAUGAAUUCAUCUCAUACUCAAAGCCAAAACAGCAAAUUACUGGUUUGUUUUACCACUGGAGAUGAUAAACUCUCUGCUGACUUGGCAUGUCAACAGAACAUAGUGACUUCUAGUGGUGAAUUGAUUGCAAAACAUUGCAGUGACAUAGUCAGCCAACCUGAAAACACCACGAAAGGGCAGCCCAAGACACAAGACCCACCCACUGCCAUCUGCCUUAAAGACCCACAGGUGAAUACAAUCAUUUCAGACCCUGUAAGAGUUACCCAGGAAUAUGUAGAUUUUUGUCCUCUCAAAGUUUUGAAUAAAAAGGAUCAAGGAAAAGAUUUGAAACUAGAUAUGCCUUUAACAAAUAUGCUUGAGGUAGUUUCACCUCUGUAUCCAGUUGUGCCUAAAACUGAGAAAGAACUGGUGCCAGACCAGGCGGUGCCAUCUGACAGCACUUUCUCUCUGGCAGGCAGUCCAGGCAGUGAAUCAGUAACCAAAGAUGACGCACUUUCUCUUGUCCCCUCCCAGAAAGAAAAGGGAACAGCAACUCCUGAACUACAUGGGACUUCAGCUUGUAGAGAUGUCCCAAAUGGAGAGGAUUCGAAUGAUCCUGAUGAACAGUUGUCAGAAGAUAGGGCAGUAAACCUGUCCUUGCCCUCAGCUGCUGUGGAACUUCAGCUCAGCAUGGGUAAUACCAGUCCCAUAAGACUUGGUGGGGAACUCGAAGGUCCUGGCCCCUCAUCAGCUCCUGAAGUUCUGACUGACUCUUCUCUACUGAGUGUGGGUAAGGCCACUUUGAUUUCUGAUUCAAUUUCCAUUGAAGAAGGCAAAAAUCUGGAAGUUCCAGAAAGCUGUUCAAUACAGAGACAAGAUGAGAAGGACAAAGCAGUGCCUUGUUCCUCCAUUAAGGGAGACAUACUUUCUUCAGGAACAUUUCAGGAAGAGCAGAGACCACCAUCUCCCGGACAAGAGACUCCAGGAGUCCAUGAAAAACCUAUUUUGACGGUCUGUGCUGAGGGCAAAGCACUUCAGCCCAGCAGUUCACUGGGCACACCCUCUGCUUGUCUUAAGACAGAAACUAAACAUAAUAAGGAAGUGGCCCCACAAGUCUCCCUGCUGACUGAAGGUGGGGCUGCACAGAGCCUGGUGCCACCAGGAGCAAAUCUGGCUGCAGACUCAAGGCAGGAAGCCUUGAAUACAGAGCAGAACAACUCACCUCUGUUGUCUGGUUUGGUGCCAAAUGAGUCUGAGGCUCUUAACUGCAAUCGACCUUUUUCUCUGGAUGUUGGAGUUGAGAAAGCUGAUUCCCAGGGGAAAACCAGUGUUCAUGAGGUGAGUGGAAAUGUGAUGGUGGAUAUUGCAAUGGUUAAUGCUCUCCGAGGUACUGCCAGACCCAGAAGAAAGGAUAAAUCACACAACAUCCCAAUUUCAGAAGUUUUGUUGAGCCAGGAGAAGAAUAUGAUCCAGAGUUUGCCAGAUUUACCAGACAAAGGUAUGACUGGACUACAGGGAGCUGCAAACCCAGGGAUAGUACCUCUUGACUGGAAGACAGGGCAGCAGGAGGGCAGCAGCUAUUCUCUGGGUGACUCCAAGGAGGCACAAAUGGAGGAGGGAGCAUUGCAGCCUGUUGCCAAGGAGCUCCCCACAGAGACAGGGCUCUCAGCUCUUCAUGGCAAGGCCUCCACUGGCAUGAGAGAAGUCACACAAACUUUGACUCCAGGCAAAGAAAGGAGACAUUGCAUGAUCUCUCCUGAAGCUGUACAUGUGCCUGAGGGGGCAGACUUGCUAGAGGAGGCUGCAUACCGUAUAGUGGAGGCUGUCAUCAAACAAGUCAAAGCCUCAGGAGUGCUGGUUCCUGAGGGGGAAAUCAGUCACUUAUCAACACCUGGUCCUGAUCUGGACCCUCGGACAGAACAACUGACGGGGAACCUUGCAGGAUGUUUUGCUGGAAGGGAGGAGCCAGAGAUUGGUCUGCCUGAGCAGGCAACAGAAAUGCCAGACAGGAAAGCUGAAGAUGAAUUGGAUUUUCUAAGUAAGACCAGAGCUAGUUCAGUGUCUGAAGAGGUGUCUGUAGGGAAUGGAGCUACCACACCUAGGAUGAAACAAGGUCCGAAGAUCCAGGCGAUAAACCGAGAAAGCUGGUGUACAAUAGAACCAUGCCCAGAGGCAGCAUCUCUUUUGGCUUCUCAGCAGAGCCCUGAGAACUUUUUGGAUGUUGCACUGAGCAGAGAGUGUGACUCAAAACAAGGUGUAUUUCAGAAAGAAUCUGGGAGUGAUUCUGACCUCUUUCAUUCACCCAGUGAUGAAAUGGACAGCAUCAUCUUCUCAAAGCCUGAGGAAGAGCAGUUGGUCUGUGAUAUUACAGGAUCUGGUUCUUCUACUGAUGACACAGCUUCUCUGGAUCGACAUUCUUCUCAUGGCAGUGAUGUGUCCCUCCCUCAGAUUUCAAAGUUAAACAGAUCUAGAGACCAGCAAAGCCAUGAUGGCUUCUACAGCCGUGAGAUAGGAGCUGAGGGUCCAGAGGGUGAGAGUGAGCCUGCUGGCUCUGGGGAAAUUGAAGAGGAGGAGAUGGACAGCAUCACUGAAGUGCCUGCAAACUGCUCUGUCCUGAGGAACUCUAUGCGUUCUUUGUCCCCUUUCCGGAGACACAGCUGGGGUCCUGGGAAGAAUGCAGCCAGUGAUGCAGAAAUGAACCACCGGAGUUCAAUGCGAGUUCUUGGGGAUGUUGUCAGGAGACCUCCCAUUCAUAGGAGAAGUAUGAGCUGGUGUCCCUCUGGUGUGCAAUACUCUGCUGCCCUGAGUGCUGACUUUAAUUACAGAAGUUUCAGUCUGGAAGGCUUGACAGGAGGAGCUGGUGUUGGAAACAAUCCAUCUUCAUCUCUAGAAGUACACUCUGCCGACUCCAAAGAACACAGACACUCUUUCAGUGGGGAGGAACGGGGUGACUCUUUGGUGUCACUUUCAGAAGAGGAUCUGGAGUCAGACCAGAGAGAACAUAGGCUGUUUGAUCAGCAGACAUGUCACAGACCUAAGCAGCAGGGAUUUAAUUAUUGCACAUCAGCCAUUUCUUCUCCCUUGACAAAAUCCAUCUCCUUAAUGACAAUCAGCCAUCCUGGAUUGGACAGUUCACGACCUUUCCACAGCACUAGUGCUAAUCUGACUGAGAGUAUAACUGAAGAGAACUAUAACUUCCUGCCACAAAGCCCCUCCAAGAAAGAUUUUGAAGGAAAAGGUGGAACAAAAGUCAGUCGUACAUUCAGCUACAUCAGGAACAAAAUGUCCAGCAGUAAGAAGAGCAAAGAAAAGGAAAAAGACAGAGAUAAAAUUAAGGAGAAGGAGAAAGAUUCUAAAGAAAAGGAGAAAGACAAGAAGACUCUCAAUGGGCACACUUUCAGUUCUAUUCCUGUUGUGGGUCCCAUCAGCUGUAGCCAGUGUAUGAAGCCUUUCACCAACAAAGACGCCUACACUUGUGCAAAUUGCAGUGCCUUUGUCCACAAAGGCUGCAGAGAAAGUCUGGCCUCCUGUGCAAAGGUCAAAAUGAAACAGCCCAAAGGGAGCCUUCAGGCACAUGACACAUCUUCACUCCCCACAGUCAUCAUGAGAAACAAGCCCUCACAGCCCAAGGAGCGCCCUCGAUCUGCAGUUCUCUUGGCUGAUGAAACCACUGCUCCUCCAAUGUUUGCCAACAGACGGUCCCAGCAGAGUGUCUCACUCUCCAAAAGUGUCUCCAUUCAGAACAUUACUGGAGUUGGCAAUGAUGAGAACAUGUCUAACACCUGGAAAUUCCUAUCUCAUUCAACGGACUCACUCAAUAAGAUCAGCAAGGUCAAUGAGUCAACAGAAUCACUUACUGAUGAGGGAGUAGGUACAGAUAUGAAUGAAGGACAGCUAAUGGGAGACUUUGAGAUUGAUUCCAAACAACUAGAAGCAGAGUCCUGGAGUCGGAUAGUGGAUGGCAAAUUUCUGAAACAGCAAAAGAAAGAUGUGGUUAAACGGCAAGAAGUGAUUUAUGAGUUGAUGCAGACAGAGUUCCAUCACAUCCGCACACUCAAGAUCAUGAGUGAUGUGUACAGCCGGGGCAUGAUGACAGAUCUGCUCUUUGAGCAGCAGAUGGUGGAAAAGCUGUUCCCCUGUUUGGAUGAGCUGAUUGGUAUCCAUAGCCAAUUUUUUCAGAGGAUUCUGGAGCGGAAGAAGGAAUCUGUGGUGGAUAAAAGUGAAAAGAACUUUCUUAUCAGGAGGAUAGGGGAUGUGCUUGUACAUCAGUUUUCGGGUGAGAAUGCAGAACGCUUAAAGAGGACAUAUGGCAAGUUUUGUGGGCAGCACAACCAGUCCGUAAACUACUUCAAAGAUCUUUAUACAAAGGAUAAGCGUUUUCAGGCCUUUGUAAAGAAGAAGAUGAGCAGCUCAGUGGUAAGGAGACUUGGAAUCCCAGAGUGCAUAUUACUUGUAACCCAGCGGAUCACCAAGUACCCAGUUUUAUUCCAAAGAAUAUUGCAAUGUACCAAAGACAAUGAAGCAGAGCAGGAAGACCUAACUCAGUCCUUGAGCCUGGUGAAGGAUGUAAUUGGAGCUGUAGACAGCAAAGUGGCAAGUUAUGAAAAGAAAGUGCGACUCAAUGAGAUUUAUACAAAGACAGAUAGCAAGUCAAUCAUGAGGAUGAAGAGCGGUCAAAUGUUUGCCAAGGAGGAUUUGAAGCGGAAGAAGCUGGUACGAGAUGGAAGUGUGUUUCUGAAGAGUGCUGCUGGAAGGUUGAAAGAGGUCCAAGCCGUUCUUCUCACUGACAUUUUAGUUUUCCUUCAAGAAAAAGACCAGAAAUACAUCUUUGCGUCAUUGGACCAGAAAUCAACAGUGAUCUCCCUAAAGAAGCUGAUCGUAAGAGAAGUGGCACAUGAGGAGAAAGGUCUGUUUCUGAUCAGUAUGGGGGUAAAAGAUCCAGAGAUGGUGGAGGUCCAUGCCAGCUCCAAAGAGGAACGGAACAACUGGAUUCAGAUCAUUCAGGACACAAUCAACACACUGAACAGAGAUGAAGAUGAAGGAAUUCCUAGUGAGAAUGAGGAAGAAAAGAAAAUGUUGGAUACCAAAGCCCGGGAGUUAAGAGAACAACUUCAACAGAAGGACCAACAGAUCCUCCUCUUAUUGGAAGAAAAGGAGAUGAUUUUCCGGGACAUGACUGAGUGCAGCACUCCCUUGCCAGAGGAUUGUUCCCCAACUCAAAGUCCUAGAACUCUCUUCCGCUCCAACACAGAGGAGGCUCUGAAAGGAGGACCUUUAAUGAAAAGUGCAAUAAACGAGGUGGAGAUCCUUCAGAGUUUGGUGAGUGGAAGCCUGGGAGGUGCACUUGGGCAAACUAUCAGCAGCCCUGUUGAGCAAGAAGGCAUGGCUGGCCCCGUUUGCUUGCCCCGGAGGGCAGAGACCUUUGGAGGGUUUGACAGCCAUCAGAUGAGCACUUCCAAAGGAGGUGAGAAGGAAGAAGGAGAUGAUGGUCAAGAUCUUAGGAGAACAGAAUCAGAUAGUGGUCUGAAAAAGGGUGGAAAUGCGAACCUGGUUUUUAUGCUUAAAAGAAACAGUGAGCAGGUUGUCCAGAGCAUAGUUCAUCUCCAUGAGCUCCUCAGCACUCUGCAGGGUGUGGUGUUACAGCAAGACACCUACAUUGAGGACCAGAAGCUGGUGCUGAAUGAGAGGGCGCUCACUAGGAGCUCAUCCCGCCCCAGCUCCCUUAUCGAGCAGGAGAAGCAGCGCAGCCUGGAGAAGCAGCGCCAGGACCUGGCUAACCUCCAGAAGCAGCAGGCGCAGCACCUGGAGGAGAAACGCAGGCGGGAGCGGGAGUGGGAGGCCCAGGAGAGGGAGCUGCGGGAGCGUGAGGCUCGGCUGGCUGAGCGUGAGGAGAAGGUGCAGCGCGGGCAGCAGGACCUGGAGAAGGACCGAGAGGAGCUCCAGCAGAAGAAGGGCACAUACCAGUGUGACCUGGAGAGGCUGCGUGCUGCCCAGAAACAGCUGGAGAGAGAACAGGAGCAACUGCGGCGGGAUGUGGAACGGCUCAGCCAGAGGCAGAUGGAACCGGACUUCUGUCAGGUUUCACAUCAGCAUACCAAGCUGAUGAGGAUCCCAUCCUUCUUUCCCAAUCCUGAGGAGUCCUUGCUGCCUUCUGCACCUUCAAUAACCAAAACAGGGUCACUGGACUCAGAACUUUCAGUGUCCCCAAAAAGGAACAGCAUCUCUCGGACACACAAAGAUAAGGGUCCUUUUCACAUACUGAGUUCAACCAGCCAGACAAACAGAGUAUCAGAGGGGCAGAGCCAGGCCCCAUCGUGCACCUCCACCCGCCUAUUUGGGUUAGCUAAGCCAAAGGAAAAGAAGGAGAAAAAAAAGAAGAGCAAAGGAAGCCGCUCUCAGCCUGGUGAUGGUCCUGCUUCAGAAGUAUCAACGGAAGGCGAAGAAAUCUUCUGCUGACCUUUUCCUUUCUGCUGAGGCAGCUGCCUCCUGGCCUGGCUGUGGUGCCCAGCACCGCCUCUCCUGCCACCCCUGCGUGCUCAAGUCCCUUACGCUGGUUGCCUAUUGCUCUUUAGCAUCCAGUCUUCCUGGGCUUCCCCAGGUCCUGGACAAGAAGGAAUAGAUUGUCUGAGUGUCAGGGUGGGGAAGGAAACUCAGAUUCCACUUCAGCCAUUAUCUGAGACUGCUGAGGCUCACAGGUGGGGCUGGCCCUACUCAGGAUGUUACACUGAAAACAGUGACCCCAGAAGUACAGGCAAUGAUUUGGGACACGUCAGGAAUUCUAACAGCUUGAAAGAGUGUUUCCAAAUGAGCUCUGAAACUCUGCCUUUUAUUUUGGGAAACAACCAAAAUCAAACAACAAAUAAUUUGGGGUUUGUGUACAUGUACAAUGACCUUUGUGCACAGUCUGCGCCAGAUGUCAGAGCGCCUUAGCAAAGCCCAAGAGAGGGAGCACCUGGACUGACCAGGUGGCACAUGGAUAUUCAGUACUUCAUCCUGUUGUCCUAAUAGAUUGAGUUCCCUUUAAACCACCCAGUGUACACAGCACCCCUUUUUUGCAUGUAUUUCUCAUUUCAUUUUGAAAGGGAUAACAAGCAUUUAUGAAACCAGUGAGAGAAGGCUUGACACGUAUAAAAAGGACCUGAUCUGUACCACCAUGAUCUCAUUGCCCCAGACCUUUAAAAAAGAAAAAAAAAAAAAAAAAUCAAAUCCAGAGGAGUCUGAUGUGGCACUGCACAUCUAUAAUCCUAGUAACUUGGGAGGCUGACAGGAGGAUUGCAAGUUCAAAGCCAGCCGCAUCAACUUAGCAAGACCCUGUCUCAAAAAUAAAAAGGGAAUGUAGCUCAGUGAUAAAGCAUCCCUGGGUUCAAUCCCUGGUGCAAAAAAAAAUAAAUCCAGAAGAAAUAUACUGGCUGUCCACGAUACUUCCCUACGGAUUCUAGGCACAAAGAAGCCUCCUCACCAUUAUCUGUUUAGUGACACUUUUUGGUUGUCACUGACCACCCAGAAUAGCCCUCCUAAGGGCUCCCCCAGGGCAGUUGCUGCAUCCCGGUCCUCCCUGUGGGAGAGCACAUGCCCUAUUGGCACCCACCCCAGAAGCCCCCACCAGCUUAGCCAUGCCAAGGCUUUGCGAGGUUGUCCGCCCAGCACACACGCUAGGAUGGCUGGCUGUGAAGUAGGUUCUAGCAAACAGGAUGAGUUCUACCUAUAGCAGUUUUCAACAGCAGGGACUGAGAAGAGGGUCGGCACCAGGCAGUAACUGGAAGCAUUCAUUCCCUAUUAGGAAAUCUCAGCAAAACUCGGUUUCCUAAAAAAUUUUAAAUCUAGAGUUGCAUAUAAUUAUGCUUUGCCCCUUGAAGAUAUCACAAUGCUGCUGGUUUUCCUUCUCUUUCCACUAUUUGUGUUUGCUUGAGGCUUUCCCUGAUGUUAUGUGCAGCAUAAUCAUUGGUAAGGUUUCCCUUGAGGCCCCAAAUACCUGCCACACUUGGUACUCCCCAUGGAGGAGACCCUGAAAAUUCUGUACUUCAAAUGUGGCAUUCAGAUCUUGCUUUUUGCCCCUCAGAAGCAUGGGGCUUUGAACAUUCUUUGAAAAAAACAAACACAGAUCUAACUUGGUGCUUGUUGAUGAAUUGCAAGCUGGCCUUGCAGAUGGAGAUAUUUAUCUUUCAGUUUAUUUGAAAGAGGUCUGGUUUAAAAUUUUUAGCCUAAAUUUAUUUAUUGUGUGUGUGUGUGUGUGUGUGUGUGUGUUUUUCUUUUGUUUGUAAGGUGAACCAAUACUAGCCCAACAGUUUAUCUGAUCAGCGCAGAGAAUGAAGUAGCAGCCAGUGCUGUUUACUUGUAACUGACUGGCUUUCUAAGUGCCUUGAAGGUCCAGAGGAAAACUGAGGGCCUUCCUCCCCUUCCUCCCUUCCCUCCCAGUCCUCCCCUCCCCUCCCCAUUCAUUCUUUUAUUGAUGUCAUCUUCCUUGUUUAGGAAUUAGGAAACUUUCCACCUCUGAAUUGCUUUUUCCCUGUUUUUGUCAUAAAAGGAUUCUGACUCUUAAGACACAAACCUUAAGGCUGAAGCCAGCUGAUUUUUCUAUUGAAAUCAUAAUGUACCUCCCUAAAGAACCUAAACAGCAAAAAAGUUUUUCCUUCCACCAGUCCACAUAACUCCCGGGUAUAGCUGAAGCCUCUCCUGAUUUUCCUCAGAACCACCACAGGCUUCCUGUCCUUGUCACUGUCUCUGGCCCACCUGGCCUUCACAAAAGGGCAGUCUUGAACCAAGACCUCUGGUUCUUUCCCAUGCAAAGGUAGGACAGAUGAUCCUUUUCUCCAUGUUUGAAAUAGUGCUGAUCAGAUUUGCUCCGUCUUCAAAAGAGCACUGUGGAUUCUGUAAGUUACUGUGCAUUCUCGCACACCUUGAUUUCAUUCUUCAGGUGUAGUUUACUCCUGACUAGCUAUAAUAUCUAGCUUGCUUUGGUCAUUUAGUGGUCCUUUUAAAAAAACAGAUUUCACCUCUGCCCCACGCCUAACUCAAAACAGUGCGGUCGGGUUCUCUCACUGGGCAAGUUGGGAUGAGAAGGAAGAAAAAAAAAAAAAAAUCCCCUGAAUUCUCCUCUGUCUCCCAGUGUCCUGCUAGGAAUAUAGUCUGUGGCCUAGAAAAAAGAGAA
Messenger RNA from Sciurus carolinensis (gray squirrel), 11377 nucleotides. It is a transcript of the gene Akap13, whose product is annotated as A-kinase anchoring protein 13. Gene Ontology annotation, molecular function: MAP kinase scaffold activity; guanyl-nucleotide exchange factor activity. The record is from RefSeq and is a predicted model, not a curated record. Gene Ontology annotation, biological process: positive regulation of canonical NF-kappaB signal transduction; regulation of Rho protein signal transduction; adrenergic receptor signaling pathway. NCBI's taxonomy places the organism in Eukaryota, Metazoa, Chordata, Mammalia, Rodentia, Sciuridae. Gene Ontology annotation, cellular component: actin cytoskeleton; membrane. The transcript has 39 exons. Bases 340 to 8685 code for a protein of 2781 amino acids.